GCUUUACGCAACUUGCACAUUUCCGCCGUGCACAAAGUUAUUCGUGAACAGUAUGCCAGGCUGGAGGACACCCGCAAUAGUUUAUCACAGUCUCUUGCCGUGGCCUCUUCACCUUCCUCAGUCGUCCAUUCACAAACUGAGCUCAAAAAGAACCUGUCUUUCAACGAAAUGUCCUCGGAACUACUUGACUCUAGGGACCUGGAGCAUCUCAGCCGUGUGAACGCUGAACUGGGUCCUAUGCUAAAGGCCAGACGAGAAUUGACUGGCAUGCUCAUCUGUCAUCGAAAGGUCAAUUUCAUAGGUCAUGUCAACUCUCGCUGUGUUUUUUAUUUCUGCAAAGCUUGA
Molecule: messenger RNA, 345 nt
Organism: Protopolystoma xenopodis
Lineage: Eukaryota; Metazoa; Platyhelminthes; Monogenea; Polystomatidea; Polystomatidae
Source: the annotation of a GenBank genome assembly